AUGCCUUCUAGUCACUUGCUUCUCGAGGAACCCAUUAGGAUGGUCUCCAUCCUGGAGCCAUCCAAGCCUAGUUUUUUCCCAGCAAUGACCAAGAUUGUUGGUACUCUGGGUCCUAAAUCUAGAUCCGUUGAAACUAUUUCUAAUUGUCUCAAGGCUGGCAUGUCUGUGGCACGAUUUGACUUUUCGUGGCAUGACCCUGAGUAUCAUCAGGAGACAUUGGAGAACCUGAAGGUUGCUAUCAAGAGUACUAAGAAGCUAUGUGCUGUUAUGCUGGACACGGUGGGUGCUGAGAUGCAGGUCGUUAACAAAAGUGAGAAAGCUAUCUCGCUUGAGGCAAAUGCUCAGGUUGUUCUAACUCCUGAUGCCGGACAAGAAGCCUCUUCUGAAAUAUUGCCUAUCAAUUUUGAUGGCCUGGCUAAGGUAGUGAAGAAGGGAGACACUAUUUUUAUUGGUCAAUACUUGUUCACAGGAAGUGAAACUACUUCUGUAUGGCUAGAGGUAUCUGAAGUCACAGGGCAAGAUGUUGUUUGUAUUAUAAAGAAUUCGGCUACAUUGGCUGGGUCACUGUUCACUUUGCAUGCCUCUCAAAUUCAUAUUGAUUUGCCUACACUCACCGAGAAAGACAAGGAGGUUAUAAGCACCUGGGGAGUUAAAAACAAAAUUGAUUUUCUGUCAUUGUCAUAUACUCGACAUGCUGAAGAUGUUCGCCAGGCACGCGAAUUCCUUUCAAAGUUAGGUGAUAUUAGCCAGACUCAAAUUUUUGCAAAGAUUGAAAAUGUUGAGGGAUUGACCCAUUUUGAUGAAAUUUUACAAGAAGCUGACGGAAUUAUCCUUUCCCGUGGAAAUUUGGGUAUUGAUCUUCCACCAGAGAAGGUGUUUUUAUUUCAAAAAUCUGCCCUUUACAAGUGUAAUAUGGCUGGGAAGCCUGCUGUGCUUACACGUGUUGUGGAUAGCAUGACUGACAACUUGAGACCCACCCGUGCUGAAGCCACUGAUGUUGCCAAUGCUGUUUUAGAUGGAAGUGAUGCUAUACUUCUGGGUGCUGAGACUUUACGUGGGUUGUAUCCUGUUGAGACUAUUUCUACUGUUGGCAGAAUUUGUUCAGAGGCUGAGAAAGUUUUCAAUCAAGACCUUUAUUUUAAGAAGACUGUCAAGUAUGUUGGAGAACCCAUGUCCCACUUGGAAUCUAUUGCAUCCUCAGCGGUACGAGCUGCAAUUAAGGUGAAGGCAUCUAUUAUAAUUUGUUUCACUUCAUCUGGAAGGGCUGCGAGAUUGAUUGCUAAAUAUAGGCCGACCAUGCCAGUUCUAUCUGUUGUAAUACCCCGACUAAAGACAAAUCAGCUAAAGUGGAGCUUCAGUGGAGCUUUUGAGGCAAGACAAUCACUUAUUGUGAGGGGUCUCUUUCCUAUGCUUGCUGAUCCUCGACAUCCUGCUGAGUCAACAAGUGCAACAAACGAGUCUAUACUUAAGGUUGCCCUUGAUCAUGGAAAAGCAUUGGGAGUUAUAAAAUCACACGACCGGGUAGUUGUUUGCCAGAAACUUGGUGAUGCAUCUGUGGUUAAGAUUAUUGAGCUUGAAGAUUAA
Molecule: messenger RNA, 1584 nt
Organism: Sphenostylis stenocarpa
Lineage: Eukaryota; Viridiplantae; Streptophyta; Magnoliopsida; Fabales; Fabaceae
Source: the annotation of a GenBank genome assembly